Molecule: messenger RNA, 1242 nt
Organism: Parascedosporium putredinis
Lineage: Eukaryota; Fungi; Ascomycota; Sordariomycetes; Microascales; Microascaceae
Source: the annotation of a GenBank genome assembly
AUGGCAGGCAGUUUCCCCCAAGCGGGCGGACACCCUUCAGCAACCACCGCAACCACGACCCUAAACUACGCCUAUCAAGCUAAACCCGCGUAUAUUCCCGCGGAUGUCGAAGCCAAAUUGAAGGACGUGAUCACGCAAGCCAAGGACAGCGGGCAGCUCUACAGUACAGACUGGGAGAACAUGCCCCUUCCUCAGGCUUUAAUAAAAGAGCAAAGGAACAUGGGGCUCAGGCCGCACACGGGUAUUGUAUCCCCAUCCGUGGCCGUCCCGGCUCUCUACCCUCUCAACUCAUCGUCAGCCUCGUCUUCUAAGAAGCGCAAGUCAACGGAUACGCUUGUAGACGAGAAUCGCUCUUCACCCACUCCCCAUGGCGGUCUACUAACCAGCCUUGAUGAGCCGCUUGCAAAAUCUAGUAAGUUCCAAAAACAACAAGAGAAGCGCCUCCGGCGCUUCGAGGGCGGUUACAAGUACCUCCGCCUCACGGCUCCGCCCGUCGCAUCGAAGGUGCGCCCUGAAGAUAUCCUGCGUCAAACCCUGGACCUUUUGAAGAAGAAAUGGAGGAAGGAAAGCAACUACUCGUAUAUCUGCGACCAGUUCAAGUCCAUGCGCCAGGACCUGACCGUACAGCGAAUCAAAAAUGAGUUCACCGUCUCGGUAUACGAAAUUCACGCCCGGAUAGCCUUGGAAAAGGGGGAUCUUGGUGAGUUUAAUCAGUGCCAAACCCAGCUGAGGUGGCUAUAUCAGCUUGGCCUGAAAGGAAAUCCCACCGAGUUCAAGGCAUAUCGUAUCUUGUAUUUCAUCCACACCGCGAAUCUUACCGGCCUCGUCGAGGCCAUUGCAGAUCUAACCCCAGCAGAGAAAAAGGAAGUACCCAUCAAGCAUGCCCUUGACGUUCGUUCUGCUCUUGUCUUGGGAAAUUACCACAAAUUUUUCCAGCUUUACCUAGACACUCCAAAUAUGGGAGCAUAUCUCAUGGAUAUGUUCGUAGUACGAGAACGUCUUGCUGCCUUGUGCAAUAUCUGCCGAUCAUAUAAGCCUGACGUGAAGCUAAGAUUCAUCACCGAAGAGUUGGGAUUCGAAUCCGAUGCAGAUGCUGCCCAGUUUAUUGUUGACAAUCACGGCCAGCACCUUCUCGAAGAGCGUGAUGACUCAAUCGUCUUCCUCUCCGGAAAGGCUGGAGCGCUCUUCGAAGGCUCGAAAGCCGCCGCUUUCAAAAGAGUAGACAUCAAGGGCCAGAUAUAG